GCCUGUGCGGACACGGGAAUCGUUGUUUUUACUAGGCCGUGAAAAUUAGAUAAUAAAGAAUGAUCACAAGUGUUCAGGUGACAGCCAAUUCUCGCGACAUCCGAUUGGUGUCAAUCGAGCCAAUCGACCUUUCAUUUCCGCCACCUCUGCGCUGAACAGACUCGUAAUCAAUUAUCUUAAAUAACAUUUCUAGCCAGAGAGCCAUGGCAUCGGAGGUGCUGAAAGUGUACGUGGUGUUGACGGCGUUCGUGCUCCUGAGAAGAGCUGCAUGCGGUACUUUAAUUUAUCCAGAACACAGAAGUGACCUUCAAGGUUACCAAGACGCCAGCAGGUGUUACCCAGAUGUUGGGGAGUGGUACCUUAUGUUCAGGAACUUCUACGAGGACCCAGACUUUGGUGGAGUGCGUCAUUGCGUGAAGUUCCGAAGAUACGGAACAUAUUCCUUUGAAAAUCACAGCACUUCUGUAGAGUUUGCAUUCGGCUCAGAAGGAUCAAUACGCGGGGAGUUUACCAUGACCUCAUCUGACUGCUACGCGGCCAAAGAUAGAGUUAUUUAUCAGCGGUACGACAAUAUUUCUUCCCCGAGAAACUUUCGUGUUCUAUACACUGACUGUACAUUCUGUUCUAUCCUUCGUCACCCAUAUGCUGCAAAUGGCUACGGUUGCAGCUAUUGGCGCCGCAUAGACACUUUCCACGAGGAGAACCUUUGCUGCGAAUACAUCUACUUCCAAAACUGUGGCGCGUCACCAAAAUACGAGUUCUUUGACCAUACUUGCCCCUUGUAGGCCCAGACACACACUGACUGCCUUGCUUCUGGGAAGCCUGCCAGGUGCUGCCUUGGACGUAAUUGUCGUGGUAGCGGAAGAAAAAAGAAAAGCUGAUGACCUUCUUGCACUUUGGUUUUUGCUCAUUUCUUCGUGUGCAGCCGUAAGAUUACGGACAAGGUGCCCUUCCUCCAGUGACUUGUCUUGAAGGAGGUACAGGAUUCUGCACGUAUGUGUUCAAGUUAAUGUGGAAGGACG
Messenger RNA from Dermacentor andersoni, 1022 nucleotides. RefSeq lists its product as uncharacterized. Gene Ontology annotation, molecular function: amine binding. Gene Ontology annotation, biological process: symbiont-mediated perturbation of host defenses. The record is from RefSeq and is a predicted model, not a curated record. NCBI's taxonomy places the organism in Eukaryota, Metazoa, Arthropoda, Arachnida, Ixodida, Ixodidae.